ACCAUAAAACAGGCACAUUAAAAUGAUAACGAGUUUGAAGAAAGAGGUGCAGGAGAGGUUGUCUUCCUUAAAAUACAAAGUACACAAGAGAAAGAGAAAGAGAGAGAAAGAAUUUAAGGCAAUAAAAUCUCAAAAUUAAUUGCAGCAACUUUGAGUGUUGUUGUGUUUGAUCAGAAGAAAGAAAUUGAAGAUGUCAGAUAACGAAGAGUAUUACAUACAGUACGGCGAUGGCCAACCUGAGAAGGUGAGGCGCAGGUUCAGAGACAGGUCCAAGGAGGUUCUGUCCAAACAAGCCGUUAUGAUCGCCAAACGGGCCGAAGAACACGAAAGCUUCCUCAGCAAGGUGACGCAUCUUUUGGGGGUUCUUUCUUUUGGUGGGUUUUGCUUCCUCCUUGGGGCAAGACCACAGGACGUUCCCUUAGUGUAUUGUUUAUUCUAUGUCAUAUUUGUUCCUCUUCGCUGGAUAUACUAUAAGUUCAAGAAAUGGCAUUACUAUCUUCUGGAUUUUUGUUAUUAUGCCAAUACAAUCUUCUUGGUUUUCCUUCUUUUUUAUCCAAGAAAUGAAAAGCUUUUUCUGGUUUGCUUUUCGUUUGCCGAGGGGCCGUUGGCGUGGGCUUUGAUUGUUUGGCGCUGCAGCUUGGUCUUCAGUUCCGUAGACAAAAUUGUCAGUGUUCUUAUCCAUCUUUUACCUGGGUUGGUUUUCUUUACCAUCCGAUGGUGGAACCCUACGGCCUUGGAGGCCUUGAAGACAGAGAGAAAUACAUGGUCUUAUGCCGAAGAUAAAUCCUAUCUCUGGACGUGGUUGGUUCUGGUUCCCUUAGUGGUUUAUUCUCUGUGGCAAAUUCUAUACUAUCUUAUUGUCAAUGUCUUACGCCGGCAAAGGUUUUCAAGAGAUCCUGAAGUUAUGACUUCAUACAGGCUUCAAGCCGUGUUUACUGUGGCAACCACGGCACUGACUGUUCCGAUUUUCCUGUCGUAUGAAAUAUCGGUAGUGUUCCAAAUACUCAAGGUCUCCGCUUCUGCGUGGAAUGGGGCAAGCUUUCUGUUAGAUGUGAUGCCUAGGCAGGUAAUUCUCAAGGAGAAAAAGAAAUCAGAAAUGCAACCUGCUGUUCAGAAUGAAAAUGAGAACUCAUCAUAGAUCGUGAUGGAAAAUGGUAGCAAGUUUUGCAUGUUGAGAUAGUUGUGAAUCAUGAGGAGCUCACGUAUACGUAGUUUGAACUAUAUAACACUACUGUUAAUCAGGUAUUAAAGUUGAGGUUGAAAUGUUGGAUAUGCGUAUAUAGUUUCUCUCUUUUUUCUCAUGCCAUAUUUGUUUAUUCAAGUGGAUAUUCAGCAAAAACACAAAAGGUAUAUAUCUGUUUAGGUGCUUUCUUGUUUGUUA
Molecule: messenger RNA, 1381 nt
Organism: Arachis duranensis
Lineage: Eukaryota; Viridiplantae; Streptophyta; Magnoliopsida; Fabales; Fabaceae
Product: glycerophosphocholine acyltransferase 1
Biological process (GO): phosphatidylcholine biosynthetic process
Source: RefSeq, a predicted model, not a curated record